AUGGCCGACGUCUCUGCUGCAACAUGCGAGGUCCUCUUUGAAGAGCCCUUGGGCAGAUACGUCUUGCGGGAAGUCCGAAGUGAGGAGGUCAAAGUGUUGGAUGCUGGUGUCUGGCGGCUUGCGCAAACGGAAGCUGGGGAUGCCUAUGUUGCCAAUGGCGAAAAGACGCUUUGGUGCGAAGAGCUUUUGGACAUCACUGUGCUACAACAUCCUACAAAACAGGAAGAUUGGGUUUGCUUGCCCGAUGGCACGGACAUGGGCUUGAAAGAGUUUCGCUGCAGGCAUCAUCGCAUAGAGGUCCCGUUGAGAGUCGUGGGCUGUGCGACAGAGAUGUCACUGCCUUGUCUCCUUUUGAAACAGAGCGUAGACGGUUGCAGACUGCUCUGGUCACUCACUCAUCUUCAUCGUCUGGUGCUGGGCAAAGCGGAGAAGAUGACGCCAUCGCGCUGGCUGCAUAGCUGGUGGCAGUGGUGGCUGAAGCUCGUCACUCGGUUCCACAUGGGCCCAGGGCAUCUACGAAAAGCAGCAGGGCAAGAUGCAGAUGACUCGGAAGUUUACCGCAUCUUUGAGGUGCCAGUUGUCAGCACGGCCAUGCUGUUACUGCUCAGUGCCAGAUUCGCAGCAGAUUCCCGCGGGAGCCAGAAAAAAAAUCAGCAGUCGAAGGAUGGCUGGAGCUCGGCUUUGGCGGCAUUGCUUGCGAAGUACGUGCCCGAAAAUGACCAUGAAAUCAGCAUCUUCUUGGACACAAGCGUAGUCUUGCGAAUGGGCAUUCAUUGUCGAGGUCGUCACUUGGUAGGUCUCCCUGUGCAGAACGGCUUAGUCGACUUGUCAGCUGUCUUCAGCUGCCAGGACGCUGCAGUUGGGAAGAGGCUAGCGGUCUUUGGUCAGGCCCCGCCUCGCAAGCUCACUCUUGCUGACGCUUUGGUCUGGCUGACGAACGGCGGGAAGCAGGUGCAAUGGCUUCUUUCACAGUUCAUCCACCGGCUCGCUUGCACGAUAGAACAUGCCAUUCAGGAGCAGUUUUCGAGAAGCAGUGCGACGCCGGGGCUUGCGGCUACAACGCCUUCAGGGCAGGAGGAGGAGGCCGAGCAAAUCGCAGCAGGACGUGAGCAACGCCAACAGCAAGCGCGACUUCGCAAAGCCCAGACCGGCAUCAAGCCCAUGCAGCCGAUGCCCUUACACAAGGUCCUCUUGAAGUACUUUUACGCCAUGCGGAAGAAGAUGGCGACCAGUCGAGUGCUCCAUGUCGCAUUUGAUGCAUCAAGGGUGGGAGGACUGAGCUCACUGCUGGGCUUCGUGACGAACGGGGCGGGCGGUGCAGCAUGGCUGCCGCCACAGGUGGUUCCCGACCUCGUGACGCGCACGACGCUGGCCCUUGCACACCAGGACGAGGAGGCGUUGGAGAGAGAACGCACGGAGUACGCAAAGCUUGCCGAGGAGUUUUUCCACUCUGCGGAGAAGUCGGAGAAGACAGUGGCCACGGGCGCAGGGUGGAAGCAGUUCCGCGCAUCAGGCUCCCCUGAGACAUGGCGCAGCAUCACCAUCUCACUAGACCAAGGCAGCGACGGAUGGUCUGCUGCGCAUUUUCUGUGCAGUGAGAAGGUGAAUGCCUUCAUCAUCGGUGACGUGAGCCACAGGACCUGGAACGACUGCCAACUGGCCUUGCACGACGUGAAGCUCAACUGGUUGGUUCUGAGUGUGAUCUGUCUUCUCAACAGCGACAGCGGCCCUUGGAACUCGGAGCGAUGGUGGCAAAGCUUGAAGCAAAGUGCGGACGAGUACGUACAGGUCGCCUCGCACAACAAGGACCCGCUGUACCUGGCCUACGAAGCAGCCAUCGUCGAGGAGCAGACCUCUGGCGAUGAGAUGGCCGAGGGCACGGCAGACCCGGAGCAGCUCUUCAACAGCAUUCCGGAUGCUUUUGAUCACAAGCAGCAAAAAGUGGGCAAGAGCAGGUGGUUCCAAGUCGCAGUUGCCUUGCGCCACUUCUUGCCGCUCCGAGCCAAAAGGUUGGUGGUCAGCUUGUACCUUUGUUUGAGCUUGUGUCUGUUCAAAAGCGGUCGCGCAGCUGACUUGUUGAAACUGCCCUCCGUAACGCUGGCGGCGACCCAAGACGUGCCGAAGACCAACACAGCCACUGAUGCAGAGGAUGUGCGCGAACUCCGCAAGCAAUGCCAGAACACUUUGUCAAUCAAGGUCACCAUACCUGGCCAAAGAGCACUGGAAAUCCAGCAUCUCAAGACGGAAAGCAUCGUGGUCGAGUUGGAGGAUGACUUGUGCCAUGCUCUAGGAAGCUUGGCUGUGAGCGUCGCCGGGCGGAGGCUGCGGACUUUGUCAGAGCUGCAGGGAUACCCUUACAAGUUUCCUGCACUUCUGGGCCCCGCUGCAUCGCAAGUGCUGCAGCAGAUGCGCCGUGAUUGGCAGCCUUGGCAAUCAAUCCAGGAUCUGAAAGGUGCUUUUUGGGAGCGGAUGCGGAAAAGAAGCUUCUUCAACCAGCUGAAAGUCUUGCAGAUCUUUCAGCUCGCAGCGAACGCAGAAUGGAAGAUGACAGAAACAUUGGCUCAGCUCAUCAGGCAAGACUGGAGUGGAAUCACCCAGACCAAGCUCAUCGAAGAUGGUGUGCGAGAGGGACGUGUGGCAGAGAUGAAUCCAGGUUUCAACAAACGAGUCAAGCCAGAGCGCCUGUACGAGAACCUCAUUAAUGGAGACGUUGCUUGCAAGAAGCAUCGCUUCUCGACCUUGGAGUAUGACACGGUGACCCUCCCUCGCGGUUUGGCCUCGAAGUCUGGGAAAGGGCUCUUUCACUCAGCUCCAGGCAAGAUUCCCAAGGAGUACAAGAAGGUCUGCAGUGAAAAGCAACAGGCAGACUACCACUCUCCUGCACCUAUAAUGGGAACCAUGCCAACAGAAGAUUUGAUUUUGGUGAGAUGGUGCCAAGAGAGGAAGCAGCUGCAUUUGGCGAGAUGCUGUUUUUUUGCUUUGCUUGUGGUGCCGAUGAAGAUGCUCAUACGUCACAAAUCGUAUGAGGGCGGAGCUUGGUUUUUGGCUGUGAGAAACUACACGGGCAUGUCAGUCAUGGCCUUGAAAUUGCAAGCAGUUCAACAUUCAGGUCAUUCCUUCUUUGCCUGCGAGACAGUGACUCGGCCCCAUUUCUUGCCCAUCGUGGAAACAGAGAGCUGGCAAUGCUGCAGCUUCGCCUUUCGAAGUCCUUUGUUCGUCCGUCUUGCAACUGGUGCUUGGUGCGUGUCGCAAGGCAGCUUGAUUCAAGCAACGUCUCAGCCCACGAGCUUGCUGAAACUGGCUGCGCAGAACAGCUUUUGGACACUUCCAAAAACUGCCCUAGCUACCAUUGGCAAGGAGGUCGGCGUGCAGCUGGACAAGUCUCGGCCUCUCGCUGAGCUCAUUCUGUGCUUCGCAGAAAGUAUCCUAGGCGCGCUGUCUGAUGAAGAAAAGUUGCGUUUGCUCAGGCUGCGACUCCCCAAAAAGGGAGACGUCGAGGAGUGGUUGCUUCAGCAAGAGGAUUUGGGAGAUCUGCUUGAGAAGGACGAUGCGGAGGAGUUGCAGAAGGAGCGUGAUGCCCACAAUACUGCGAAGGAGGAGUUUGGCCACAGUGUCCGGCAACUUGCUUCAAAAGUCCGACAUGCUCGCAAAGCAAGCCAAAGUUCCCGCAAGAGCUCAUCGGCCAGAGAAGAACCGGCAGACAAGAGACGAAGGAGGUACCCGAACAAGGUGCUUGCGAUUUGUGAGCAGAGUAGCAUUGACAGUUUGAAUAGCCUCGUUCCGUCAACCUGCCGCUUCGGAGUCGAUCGAAUCGACUACUGUUGGCGCUUGAGCGCUUAUGGCACUCGAUACGGCCGUUCUUGGCAACUUUACGGUGUAGAGGGUGCCGCCAAACAGCUUUUGAAGAUCGCUUGGCAGCUGGCAGUGGAAGCAGGGCACGAGGAAAGCUGUCCUUUCCCAGAGCUGGAAGUGCAAGUUGCCCGCUAG
Molecule: messenger RNA, 3987 nt
Organism: Symbiodinium sp. CCMP2592
Lineage: Eukaryota; Dinophyceae; Suessiales; Symbiodiniaceae
Source: the annotation of a GenBank genome assembly